AUAAAUGUACAACUAUGACUUGUUCAGUUGUUCUUAAGACAAACAAACUAAAACAUUGCAAACAGAGUCCUAUGCCAUUUAUAGAAACACAAUGGAAACAGAUUCCUCUGCCGUUAAUGCUAUUGAUGAAGCUUACAAUUUCCUGCAAGCUGUUCCGAAUCCGGAUGGUUCACUCACCCGAUCUGAAUUUUUCCCCAGCGUUCCUCCCUCACCCGAACUCGUAGCUGGCUCAGCAUCUGAAAACCAGCUAGCUCUCUCCAAAGACAUUCAACUUAACACAAAAAACCAGACCUUUCUUCGCCUCUAUCGCCCUACCAACCACACUGAGAAGCUUCCCAUAAUCAUUGAUUUUCAUGGGGGAGGUUUCGUUAUUGGUAGCGCUGCAUCAGCUCCCUUUCAUGAAAUCUGGAACGGUGCUUCUGCUUUUGCCCCUUCUUUAGUCAUAAGCGUUGAUUAUCGUCUAGCACCAGAGCACCGUCUUCCAGCUGCGUAUGAUGAUGCUUUGGAAGCCAUAAUGUGGGUACGUGAUCAAGCCAGAGAAGUCAAUACUCGUGAUCCUUGGAUGAAGGACUUGGCUGAUUAUUCCAAUGUUUAUAUUAUGGGUACCAGCGCCGGUGGUAAUAUUGCUUACCAUGCAAAUUUACUUGCUCUGGACGCGGAUAUGAGUCCGGUCCAGAUCAAAGGGUUGAUACUGAAUCAGCCCUUUUUUGGAGGGGUUCAACGAACACAGUCUGAAGAAAGGUUAAGCACUAAUCCAAAUUUACCGUUAAAUGUCAGUGAUCUGAUGUGGCAGCUGGCAUUACCGCUGGGAUCUGAUCGCGACCACGAGUAUUCCAAUCCCUUAAUCAGUUGUAAUCCAAAGAUCAAACAGUUAACAAGGUGUUUGAUGAGAGGGUUUGAAGGGGAUCCACUUGUGGAUAGAAUAAAGGGAUUAGUGAAGAUGCUAGAGGCCAGUGGUGUGCAGGUGGUGGCCAAGAUUGAAGACGGAGGGUGUCAUGGUGCAGAGUUAAAUGAUCAAAGUAAGGUUCAAGAAUUGUGUUUACAGAUCAAGGAUUUCAUUUACUCUUCUUGAUCAAUACAAGCUGAUAAUAUCAUGUUAUUAGGCCUGUUUGGCUAUGAAAAUUAAACCCUUAUUAAAGGUUACAGAAAAAAGGUAGAGUUUUAUGUAUUUUUCUUAGAAAUAAGUUUAGCCAAACUACGACAUUGUUAAAUAUGUUUACCAUAAGUUACUACUGGUUGUCAACUUAAGUUCUUUGAAAAGAUUGAAUUCUGUUUAGACUCUACAGCUCUCAUUUAUUUUCAGUGUUUUAUCUUCUUAGACCUCAAUGAAAUCCAGAAAUAAAUUUGCAUGAUGCAUGCCUUCUCUUGUUCCUUUACAGAGAAGCAGAGUUAGAUCUUUAAAAAGACAUUUUGGUCAGAAAAUGAUGAGACAUUUUAACACAAUGUGACGAGAUACAGGACUUCUGUUCACUUGCAAGACAUGUUCCAGUUUGAUUUCCUUGAAUAUACUACAGUCUACAGUUGAGCAGAAAUCCGGUUUUACCAUUAUCAGUAAUUAAUCUGUUGUGGAUAUUGGCACUGCCCCCUGGAUGUGAUCAUGAUCACGAGUAUUCUAAUCCGUUGGAUGGUGGUGGUGAUCUGAAGAUUGAAAGACUGCCGAGGUGUUUGAUAAGAGGGUUUGAAUUGGAUCCAUUGGUGGAUAGAAUAAAGAAACUUGCGAAGAUGUUGGACGCCCAAGGGUGAAGGUGGUGGCCAGGAUUGAAGAGGGCGGGUGUCACGGGGCGGAGAUUAUUGAUCUGGGAAAGCUGCAGGAAUUGUUUCUGCAGAUUAAGGAUUUCAUCUACUCUUCUUAAUUAUUCAGUAGAAUUACAAAUGUAAUGUUGAAUUACUAUCAGUUUAUUUCGUAUUCCUUUAUAAACCAGCAGAGUUUGAUCAGUAAAAGACUAAUUAGACAUUUAACAUAAUGAUUAAGGUUUAUGCAUACAUGAAUGCUGCUCUAAUGAAAGAAGAGAUAUGUUCAAUAAAUGUAUGUGUGAAUGAAAGAAAAAAGAAAACUAUAUGAUUGUGGACAGAA
This is a messenger RNA of Daucus carota subsp. sativus, 2074 nucleotides long. RefSeq names its product probable carboxylesterase 8. Gene Ontology annotation, molecular function: hydrolase activity. The coding region runs from base 92 to 1072 and encodes 326 amino acids. The transcript has a single exon. The record is from RefSeq and is a predicted model, not a curated record. NCBI's taxonomy places the organism in Eukaryota, Viridiplantae, Streptophyta, Magnoliopsida, Apiales, Apiaceae.